AAAAAAUCACAGUAACCAGGCUUAGUCCUCGACAAUAUUAUCGCCUGAGCAUUUCUAACAAGCUUCUAUAAAGUGCAUUGAGUCCAUCAGAUGCUCCAUAAAUCUGUUAACCAAUUGCUAGGAAAAGGAGUACGUUAAAGAAUUUCAGUUUGAGAUCAGUAACGAGCGAGUAUAGUCGAUUGUAGUGUUCAAGUGUUUAGUAGUGUCGAGGAAAAGCUAUCCAUCUUUCAAGUGUUGAUAAUAGCCAGAACCGCAAGAUAAGUCGUCGAACAUCACUGAUGCAAUGAUCUAACCUCUUUGAGAUUAAAAUAUAAGGAGUGUUAAAUUAAAGACGAAUAAGUGUAGUCGUCUGAGACACCUGGGUUAUCCAAGACAGUCACUUCUCCCUCUUCGGUCACAAACAUCGUGGAACAAUCUGAAAAAUGGAUAUUGAUGAUUACGAAUCAUUGCCAACAACUUCGAUCGGUGUUAACAUGACCGCCGGUGCGUUUGCAGGAAUUAUGGAGCACUGCGUCAUGUAUCCAUUCGACAGUGUAAAGACUCGGAUGCAGGCGUUGAGACCGGAACCAGGUGGGGGUGGCAGUAUUCGUGCUGUGAUGUCCCGAAUGGUACAGCAAGAGGGGCUUCUAAGACCGAUUCGUGGCAUGAGUGCUAUGGUGGCCGGCGCUGGACCUGCACAUGCACUCUAUUUCUCUUGUUAUGAGUUCUUGAAAAAUCGUAUGGUAUCAAAAACGACCUCGCAGUUCAAUCACCUAGUCUACGGAGCCGCUGGAUGUGUUGCCACGAUAUUACAUGAUGGCGUAAUGAAUCCAGCUGAAGUGGUUAAGCAACGACUACAGAUGUACAAUUCCCCCUACAGAAACGUCUUAGACUGUGUACGACACAUUUAUAGAACAGAGGGUAUAUUUGCAUUCUACAGGAGCUAUACGACACAAUUGGCAAUGAAUGUGCCAUUCCAGAGCUUGCACUUCAUUGCUUAUGAAUUUGGGCAGUCAAUAAUGAAUCCACAGCAUGCCUACAAUCCUCAAGCACACAUACUAGCAGGAGCCAUGGCUGGAGCGGUAGCUGCUGCUUGCACAACCCCUCUAGACGUAUGCAAAACUAUCCUCAAUACUCAACAGGUUGAUGUACAAGUCCAGGGGAUGGUACACGCUUUUAAGCUAGUGUACAGGUUUGGAGGAGUUCCGGGCUACUUCCGGGGUCUUAAAGCCAGGAUUAUCUAUCAAACACCAGCCACUGCUAUUUGCUGGUCUACAUACGAAUUCUUCAAAUACUUCUUGCAAAAGCGAGAGGACGGAAGGCACUUCGACCGGAUAAGUUCGGAGAAUGAGGAUCUAUCAUCAGUGAGUCCUUCUUACACAUCCACAAUAUCAAGAACCUCAACGGCAACAUUUUCAGGAAGCGGACUGAUAUACAACAAAUCUCCGGGGCCUGUUUUGCUGGAUGUGACGCGAAGCUAGGCAUUGAACAUUUAAGGAUAAACAGAAAAAACAAAUUCAGUAAAAAAAACGAGAAAACAUCAUAUGGAAAUGGAAAUGGAAAUAUUCAACUUUUAUAUUUCAGAGUUUAUUGAUGAAUGAUAUUUGUUAAAUUGGCUUGGUUAGUGACGACCAUAUCUCCGAACGCUAAUUAUAAUGGAAAUGACGGAAUUUCUGAAUUGAUCCUACAGAAUGGAUCGAGUGCCGGACACUCAAUCAUUCGAGGAGAGUUAGAAAAAUCGAGAAGUUAUACAAAAAAAAAAUCAAUCCGUUAUACAUAAUUUAGAUGACAUUAUGCGUGAUGAAGGCGCACUUUUUACUGUUUCACCGCGUACAUGAAUCCUCAAUAGUUGAAGAGGGAAUAACAACAAUUCGUAUUCGAAUUUGCUGAGUAUUUCGUUUAGUCGAUAAAAUGUUAGACUCGACCUUGAUGUGGUAGGGGAGUGGUGAUUUUGCAGAUAGCUUGAGAAUUGAUGGGCUUGAAAAAAAAAUUAUAGUGAUUAUAAAGUUGGAUGUAAAAAAUGUAUGCAUUGUUUUUCUCUAAUUCUGUUCAUCUUUGAGAUAUUUUGAGCUCAUCUCUUCUUUUCUUUUCCUUUGAUAAAUCCUUAAUAAGAUUAAGAACGAAUUCCUGGCAUUUUAGCAUUUUUUAUACUUUGUUCUAAAUUUUUGGGAACCACGUCAACCACAUCCAUGCAGAAAAUAUGAUGUUUUUGAGUUUUAUCAUUAUUUAGUGAUUCUUCAAGUGUUAUUAUCACCGACCAGUUUUUCAACCUUUUUUCAAAACUUUGUAGGGAAUUGACAAAAGUUCAGAAAACGAUUAGAAAAAUCAUCGCCCGAUUAUGAAAGUCGAUGAGUCACUGAAUAAAGCUAAAACUUGGAAUGUCAACAAUCAGUCUUUAUUGCUGCACGUGUUUAUACUUACCUAAAAGAGGAAAAAUGUUAAAUCAGAUCGAAAUUGAGAAUAGUAUUUCUGUUCGUAAGGUCAUUAAUUAUUAGUUUUUGCUGAAUUACUACUACAGUGUUGAUUAUUUCUCGAGAGGUUCACUGAUUUAAUAUGUUAAACUUUUCGAUUGCUUUAUUAAUAGAUUGGACUUAUAAAAACAGACUGACUGAAUGACACGAAACAAAUGAGUGAUAACUCAUUACGAAUAUAAUUAAAAAAACUAGAAAUGUGAUGUUGGAGUCAAGUAUUUGCAUAUAAAUUAUUGUCGUCACGAAUUUACGAUACGUGAAUACGUGAGACCAUCGAUGCAUUGCAAGUGUUCUAUUAUUAUCUUGUUUUCUUAUUAUGAUUAUUGAAAACAUCAAAUAUUUAUGAUUGAUACCAAAUCAUGCAUACCGCUAAGAGCAAUAAUUAUUUCGGGGUAAUAGUACACCAAAACAUCGGAAUCACGGAUAAUAAAAUCUUUCAUGAAGUUAUAUCAUUCUCAGAACCAGUGACGAAUGAAUGAAUUCUUAGGGAGCUUAUCGUAAUCAGAAAUUUUUUAAUUUCUCCUUUAUGUUCUUACUCUUCAAAAUGAAGAAUGAAAAAAUCGGAUUACUUCACUAUGAAAGAUUCAUUGAUUCAGUAUUUAUAAAAUGGAAGAAAACCAUUGUACAAUUAUUUUCUUUAAUUUUAUUCAGUUUCAUUUUUCUUUACAAUUAUAACCGAAUUUGAUAAGGCCGAUGACUUGAGAACCGAUUAACAAAAAGGAAGGAACGACCACAGGAAUAGACAAGGAAAGAUAAAGUAUGAUUAUUUACUUCAUUAAACUCUACACUCAAUUCCGUAUAAUAUUGCUUCCUUAUGGCUGUGAUAACUAAGUCAAAUUCAUCUUGAUAUUGACUUUAAGAGGGAGUAAUAUCGUGUGAACUGACGGCCUUCACGCCAUAUAAUUUAUUAAUAUUUGUUACGUAACAGCAGUCGUAAAUAUUCAUCAAUACUCUCGAUUAUGAAGGGCUGAUGAUUGAAGAACCACGUUAUGAAUCUUCAGCAUUAAAUUUACGUAGUAAUUAACCAUCCUGUCCAACACAAAAGGUAAAUUUACACCCUAGUGUAUAACUCCAAAUGAAUCCACGAUUUCUUUACUAAUUGAAUAAUCGUACUAUUUGACAUAUUACUGCGUAAUAAAAGUAAACGAGAAAGAUGGAUGGACGGACUUAAUCCAAUGUAUCGAUAGUGUACAUAAAUGAAUGAAUAAAUCAUUGUAUAGACA
This is a messenger RNA of Fopius arisanus, 3673 nucleotides long. RefSeq names its product mitoferrin (gene mfrn). Gene Ontology annotation, molecular function: ferrous iron transmembrane transporter activity. The record is from RefSeq and is a predicted model, not a curated record. Gene Ontology annotation, biological process: iron import into the mitochondrion. NCBI's taxonomy places the organism in Eukaryota, Metazoa, Arthropoda, Insecta, Hymenoptera, Braconidae. Gene Ontology annotation, cellular component: mitochondrial membrane. The transcript has 6 exons. Bases 423 to 1460 code for a protein of 345 amino acids.